AUGGAGCUGCGCCAGGUGGUCGCUCUGAGCGCCACCAGCGUCGUCAUGUGCUUCUCGACCCCGGAGCACAGCGACUGCAGGCUGUCCCGCGACGCCUCCUUGCAGGCCGCGGCCCACAACCGCUCCCUGGCGGGCGCCCUGGCCGCCCCCGAGGGGGCCGGCCAGGGCGACCUGCCCUCGGCGGCCGACGCCGACCGAGGCGCCGCCGCCGCCCCCGAGGGGGCCGAGGCGGGCGGCCAGCCCCGCGGCGCCGCCCCGACGGAGGAGGCUGCCCAGGGCGGCCAGCCCGGCAGCGCCAGCGCAGGGGAGGCGGGGUUUCUCCCGGCGCUCCAGUGGGAGCCCCCGCAGCAGUUCCACGGCUCGCGCGUCGGCCACCUGGAGGUCCAGCGGCUGUCCGCGGGCGCCUUCGUCGUGUGCUUCGACCACCCCGCGGGCCCGGCGGCGGAGGCCGCCGAGGACGGCGCCAGCCCCGAGCAGCACGCCGUCGUUUGCAGCCUCGGCGCCGUGGCCCCCGCGGGCGGCCUGCAGCCCUUCGGCCCGCAGCUGCGCCUCGGCGCGGGGCGGCUCGUCGCGGUGGUGGCCCGCGGCAACGGCCGGAGCUUCUCCGUCUGCGCGCGCGGGGCGGCCGCGGAGGCCAACGCGUCGGAGGCGCACUGUGCCGCCUCGCCGCAGGCGCCCGAGGCCGCCACGGCGGAGGGAGUCGGCGGCGCCUGCGCCGCUGGCGCGGGCGAGGCCGAGGAGGACGCCGCCGCGGCGGCGGCCUCGGGCGGCGUGACCUGCCGCUGGGCCGAGGUGCAAGGCGCCGCCGGGGGCGGCUCGCCACUGCUGCGAUGGGCAGGCGAGGAGGUCAAGGUCCAGGGCCUCUGAGGCGCCGCGCCGCGCCCACGGGCGCCGUCGGCCGCCCGCCGUUGCCGGGUUGGACCGCGGCUCCCGUUUCUGCACCCGUCCGCGGCCUCGUUUGAUUGCUGUUUCGCCCGAGGCGGCAGUCUUUUUUUGCACUAUCACCAGCGCUUCAUGCUCAGGCCCUUCGUUCGCGCAACGUCAGAAACGAUGAAUUAAUCGGA
Molecule: messenger RNA, 1064 nt
Organism: Prorocentrum cordatum
Lineage: Eukaryota; Dinophyceae; Prorocentrales; Prorocentraceae
Source: the annotation of a GenBank genome assembly